This is a messenger RNA of Cryptomeria japonica (Japanese cedar), 837 nucleotides long. Its product is annotated as replication protein A 70 kDa DNA-binding subunit A-like. Lineage: Eukaryota; Viridiplantae; Streptophyta; Pinopsida; Cupressales; Cupressaceae. The transcript is spliced from 2 exons. The coding region runs from base 1 to 837 and encodes 278 amino acids. The record is from RefSeq and is a predicted model, not a curated record.
AUGUCCAAAGGUACAGUGAAAGAUGCAAACAAGGUGUACAAUAAACUUAACAGCCAGCUUGAGAUUAUCUUGACUGAAACUUCAGUUUUGAAGCGUUGUGCCCCUGAUGCUAUUGGGCUUGAUAAAAAAACCUGCUUCACCCCUAUUGAUGAACUUCUCACCGCUACCAACAAUACUUUGAUUGAUGUUAUUGGUGUCGUUGUCAAUGUCAGAGAGAUCUCUGUAAUUCGUAGAAAGGAUGGCUCUGUUGUAAACAAGAGAAUAGUAAAAAUAAAUGAUAUGUCAACUUUGACAAUAGAUGUUAACCUUUGGGGCCCAUCCUCAGAGCAACUAGGCAAUGACUUGAAGAAUAUGCAUACAUUUGGAACAUUUGUCAUCCUUGCUGUUCAAAAUGCAAGGGUUGGUUAUUUCAACGGAAAAGUCAUAAAUGCAUCAGCAUCCAUAGCUUUUGAAAUCAACCCUUCCAUUCUUGAAGCUGAGCCCCUCUGUUUAAGAGGCCCUAUCCAACAAAGCCUUGAUCCACAUCCUUCAGCUUUCCAUUGCAAAAAUAACCAGUAUCAAAGAAUGUCAAUUGCAUCCAUCCUGCAGCGCCUUAGCGUUAUGCCUGAAGCCAUUGAGACUACUAUUACAGCUGUGUUGCGCUUAAAAAAUGAAGACCCCUUUUACUAUACAACUUGCCCAUUGCAAUUCAACGGAAAAGACUCUUUAGUGUCUACUGACACAUUCAACUCUGAGCGCAGGAUCAAAGUCACAAUCGACAAAAUGCAAAGACUCGAUUUCAAAGCUGAGUCCACCUGCCUGCUUGCAGAAAUUGCCCAAAUGCAUGCAGUCACAUGA